AUGAAUUCUAACAAUAACACCUACAAAAAAAAGAUGUUCUUGCGUUUGUAUGAAAAAAAAACAUUUCUAAAUCAAAAAGAUAAAACUAAAUUAUAUACAAUUAAAAAACCUAUUAAAAUUGCUUCUGUUCUGAACACUGUUAAUAAUGAGGUGAAACAAUAUUCAACCACAAACAAUACUAGAAUAAAUGAUAAACAAGAUGAUUUUGAUAAAAAUCAGGAAUUAAAGGAAGAAUGUCAAAUCCCAGAACUAUCAAAAAUAAAUAGCUUCAACACCAGAUACCAACUAAAUUUUAAAAACUAUAUUCAAGAACUGCAUAAUGCAUUGAUAGAAGAGUGCAAUUAUAAUUUAUUAAAUCUGAAUUCAUUAAACCUAACAUUAGAUUUUGAAUCGUUGACGAGUGUCACUAAUCAAACUUUGAAAGCUAUAAAGGAUCAAAAAAUAUUUUCGGUAUUAGGAUAUUUUCCAAUGAUUUCUUUAGAACUGAAAAACCGAGGUUGGGUAGAAAAACGAGACCCGGACAGACCACCAAUAAAUUAUUCGCAUUAUUUAAAAUCAGCACCAUACAUGGUCAAUUGGAUUGAAUCAUCUCCGCUAAUACCGUCAAUUAAUAAAAAUGAUGUCGUCAUGGAGCGUCUGAAAACCAUGCAAUCGUGGAAUAUUCUUAAGAAUAAAAAAUCUGAUUUUAUUUUCGUUACUAGAAAACAGUUAAUUAAUUGGUCAACUUUAAGUAAAUUUACAACCGUUAGUCAGAUGCCAAGACAUAUAUUUUGCACCAAAGACGGAUUAGCACAAUGCUUGGAAUAUUACAAAAAUUCUAAGACAAAUUUGAUGUUUCCGAGAUGUCAUUACAAUAGAUCGAAAGUAGAUAUUGAAGCAUUUGUGGAAGAUUACAUUACAACAGCAUUAGUAAGUACACUGAAGAUUAUUGUACAAGCUAUUGAGAAUAAUAAGAUGAUUUUCACAGCAAAUGGCAAUAUACCAUACACUAUUAUUGAUUUUGUGAAACUUUGUAUAUUCAAAUUUUUGAAUAAACAAAAAACUUGUAAUACAGAAACAGAUAUAUGGAAGUUUAAAAAUCAAAAAAAAGUAUGGAAUGAAUUUAUGAUUUAUUACUCAAAACUGAUUAUCGAUACCAAUGCCAAAUUUGACAGCGAGUAUACAUAUGAAUUAGAAUUAGAUGUUUACGCCAAAUGUAAAUAUUUACUCGAAGAAGUAAAAAAAUAUUGUCCACAACACUUUAUAGACGGGAUUACCAAUACAUGGAUUAUAAAACCCACAUCAAAUUGUUCUGGUCACGGAAUUAUGUUAUCUAGAGACUUGCACGCCAUAAAACAAAAAAUUAAUGUAACAAAUGUCUUUAGAAAUAAAUAUAUUUUACAGAAAUAUAUAGAAAGACCACUCUUGGUGUAUACAUGUAAGAUUGACUUGAGACAAUGGUUUUUAGUGACCAAUAUGAAUCCAGUAGUCGUGUGGAUGUACAAAGAGGGUUACGUACGAUUUUGUGCAAAUAGUUUCUCCAUGAAUAAAAUGGACGAAUCCAUUCAUCUUAGCAAUGUCAGACUGCAAAUGAAAUAUCGAAAAAUUAGGAAUCCACAAGUACCGGAAGAGUGUAUGUGGAAUUACAGAGACCUACAAAGCCAUUUGAGAAAAAUUGGACAAGAAUACGUGUGGGACGAAUUGAUAUUUCCUGGAAUGAGCGAGAGUAUAUACGCUGUAUUAAAUGCCGCUACGGACACUACGAAUUACCGUGACAAAACUUUUCAAUUGUUCGGAGCCGAUUUCUUGAUAACGGAAAACUUUAUUCCGUAUUUGAUCGAGAUUAAUUCCACUCCUGGACUAAAUCCGUCAACGAGCGUUAUUGCCAACUUGACUCCCAUGCUCCUUAAUGAUAUCGUGAAAGUAACGGUGGAUUACGAUAAAAACUCAAACGCCGACACGGGGCUGUUUGUAAAGGUUGUGCCGGAAAUGUGGAAACCAGCCGCUGCAGUUGUAGUGAAUAACCGUUGUACCUUCGACUCGUCCGUGGUCUUUGCCGUGGGACCAGCAGAACUGACGACCGGUUACAAUCGGCGGAUGGCCAACGUGCAAAAGAAUCUGGCCGAAAUGCGACAACAGAUGAUCGCCCGGAAGAUUAAACGAGAUGCACAACGUUACGUCGGUGUAAACCGCGAACUUUUAUUGGGUACCAGGGACUUAAUAUAA
Rhopalosiphum maidis (corn leaf aphid) is the source of this 2205-nucleotide messenger RNA. Its product is annotated as tubulin glycylase 3A-like. The record is from RefSeq and is a predicted model, not a curated record. Gene Ontology annotation, biological process: cilium assembly; cilium movement; protein polyglycylation. Gene Ontology annotation, molecular function: protein-glycine ligase activity, initiating. NCBI's taxonomy places the organism in Eukaryota, Metazoa, Arthropoda, Insecta, Hemiptera, Aphididae. Gene Ontology annotation, cellular component: cilium.